AUGGAGAGUUUUCUCACUCUGAUGAAUAGAGUUAGUGACUCAUGGAUGAGCCCCAGCUCCAUGGACAUAGCGAUGGACAUGACCAUUGCAAUUAUGUGUGGAGUGGGGCUCUUUUUCCUACUACUUCCCUUCCUGAAGGAGUACCCAGUGUCAUCACCACCUGAGAAUGAGUAUGACUUGCCUCAUGAUGUGAAGAGGGGGCAGAAGACCAGUAAGAAAACUGUUGCUGGAAAACGUUAUAGAGAUGGAGGAAAAAAUAUGGAAGAGACCAAGACUCCAUCGCAACCAAUGAAAAAGAACUGUGCAGUGCCAUGUCCUCCCACUGAGAGGAGGAUACAGGCAUCCCUACCAAUUGAAAGCCUGCCCCGGAAACAGGAACUGUAUUCGAAAACUGUCAGAGGUUAUGAUGACCCAAACCACCUAAAUCCCAUUAGCAAGCACACUGGGAACUUGCCCAGGGUCAGCCUGGAUACUAAAGCUAUCAGGCCUGCCUCCAUCCUUCCUGAGCACCGUGGGACAUCCGAGCACCCUAAGGAGCCACAGGCAACUACUGUGGGAGAACAACAGGGAACCCCCAUCAGAUUCCUCCCAUCCAGGAAACUGACCCAGCCUCAGGGACAAAGCCUGGAUCAUUAUUCCAAGAGCAGUCCUCAACUCUCCCAGCCUGCCCAGCCCUCUAUCCCCAACCCUGAAAGCUGCAAAUGUAGCAAAAUGAUGGGGCCUGUAGCUGCAGGGCUGCCCUUAAAGAAGGACAUAGCUCAGGCUGAUGUGCAAACCACCAUCAAGAUGGGCCUUGGUAUUGGGGCAAAAAAGGUGGCUUACCUUUUAUGCAACACCCCUGGAAAGGGGCUGAAACCCAGGAAUUCAGCACUGAGGACAGACAAACUGUCUGAUAUGAACAUUGCUGAGCAUCAUUCCCUGCUGGACUCAAAGACUAAAAGGAAGCUGGCAUCAAAGAUCACAGAGCUUCCAGGAAAAGACAGAAGAAGAGCAUGUCUCCCCAUCCUUGAGGCAAGGGAUUUCACCCCACCUGGGGCUACAGCUUCAAACCUCCCCCAGUUUGUGUAUCCCUCUUCACCCAUGUGUGCUUCCAAGGCUGAACAGUACAACAAGGCUGGCAGAGUCCUCCAAAAUUUACAUCACCAAUAUCCAGGAGGAACACUGUUAGAAAGUGCACCAGCUGCUAGAAUGAAGGGUGCUGUGUUUACAGAUUGUAUUCCAGAGGUUCAGAAAACCAAAAGAACCCCUCCACCUGCUGCCAGCCAUGGGGCCUCAAAGGCCCAUCCAGACCCAUUUCAGAGAUGCAUGUAUGUACAGCGACCUGCUUUCUACUUUCAGACCGAAAAUCCCCAGCAGACCAGGACUAUCCGAGGCACUGGAAAAGGCAGCCUGCAACCAAAUAUGCCAGCUCCCAUCAGCCAGGGAGAAAGGCUUGGGAGUGUAAGGCCUUCAAUCCUGAGGUCCAAACAGUUAAAGGAUACAGCCAAGACUUGCAUACCUGAAAAAGGAGAGGGUUCUUCAAAAAUCUGUGUGAAGAACGUCCCAAGGAGUGAUUUAUGUGAUGGAAACAUCACCACAAAACACACUGGGAAAAGAGAUAAUUUAAAAAAUGUUCACCCUUCACCAGAUAAUGACCAGACACAGGAGUACUUAACCAAAAAAGACACAAUAAAUAAUAUGUUAGCUGAACUGCAAUCCCUUGCAAAUGUUUUAUUUCAGAUACUGGAAAACACUGAAGGGGACCCAUCCAAAGGGUGUAAAGUGGAAUCACUGGCAGCCCAGCAGGGUGACUCAUGCCAGUCUCCUGAGAGUCUCUGUGACACCAACCAUAGCAGAGGAGAAACCAGAAUGAGUUGUGGCCAUGCCAACCCCAAGAUGUAUAACCAGCUCCCCAUCCCCAAGGGGAAAGAACUUCGACAUGGAUACAGGGGAAUUGGAGACCAGCAGGAGCCUGGUCUUGUAGACCUGAGAGCCUGUGGCCCAGGUAAAAUUAGACCAACGAUUGGAGUGGGCCACUAUCAUCACAGGAGCCCUGAGGGGCACAACCAAUCAUUAAAAUACAGAGAAAUUGCAAACAAACUGCAGUCCGGUUUUGAUCAUAAAUACAAUGAAAAUACACAAAAUAAAAUAAAAGGAAUGGGAUAUGGCUGCUUUCUGAGUCCCAAAGAGAACGAUUCAGUCAAGCGCUGGGGAAAUGACUACUCCUGGUCUUCAGAUGCUGCCCAGCGAGCUUCUGAUUCCAGGUAG
Molecule: messenger RNA, 2247 nt
Organism: Grammomys surdaster
Lineage: Eukaryota; Metazoa; Chordata; Mammalia; Rodentia; Muridae
Exons: 5
Coding region: 1-2247 (748 amino acids)
Source: RefSeq, a predicted model, not a curated record